AUGGCUAAUGGUAGUUAUGUUCGCUACACACCCUGUCACUGCCCGGAGGGAGAUCACCUUCGGCAGCAAUCCGAUGGGUUGUCCAGCAAACAGAAGCGCUACAAAUCCACUCGAAGGAUCGACUACUUGGCUCGUCCACGAUAUGUUCACGCUAAGUUUUCUCGCCACGCGGUGGUUCCUCGCAGGCAAGAGACCGAAAUUGUGCGCUCGUAUAAAGAACCGUAUGCAUCGCGACGCAUCCAGCAAUUGGCUUUACCACGGGUCCGGAAUCUAUUUGCCGUUCACGAGGAAUACCAACACUUGUUAGCGCCAAAGCGCCAGGAACAGUUGAAGAAAAAGAUAAAGCAAAGUUCCACCACCAUUUACUCUCAGCUGGCGGGCGUGGAGCUUCCGAAAAUUAAUGGUCCAAAAGGCAUGUCGCCGGAUGAAUGGCAAAGACAUAAGGAUUGGUUGGAAUUGCGUGAUUACCAAGUUCUUUCUUCGUUAUCUUUUUCAGAUUUGAAAAAGAUUCCUUUCGUCAAACCAGCCGCCCUGAAGGCAACCGCAUCGGAGCGUACAAUCAAGCUUGCCGAACCCAUCGAACGACGACGGCGAGCGAAAGGAAAACAAGUGGAGGAAACA
Messenger RNA from Anopheles cruzii, 621 nucleotides. RefSeq lists its product as uncharacterized. The record is from RefSeq and is a predicted model, not a curated record. The transcript has a single exon. NCBI's taxonomy places the organism in Eukaryota, Metazoa, Arthropoda, Insecta, Diptera, Culicidae. The annotation marks the transcript as partial.